Messenger RNA from Numida meleagris (helmeted guineafowl), 5098 nucleotides. RefSeq lists its product as uncharacterized. The coding region runs from base 89 to 4252 and encodes 1387 amino acids. NCBI's taxonomy places the organism in Eukaryota, Metazoa, Chordata, Aves, Galliformes, Numididae. The record is from RefSeq and is a predicted model, not a curated record. The transcript has 10 exons. Gene Ontology annotation, molecular function: calcium ion binding.
UCCGAGGGAAGCUGGCUGAGUUGUUUUAGGGAGGAAGUAGCACCUUAGGAGGUGUUUGGGUCUGGUUUUAAUGUUGUGAGCCCCCAUCAUGACGUUUUUGGCCCUUUUGAUGUUCCUGCUGCCCUCAGUGUGGGGAUUCACACCAGGGCUGCUGCACCGUGGCUGUAGGGCUGUGGGGGCAUGUGGGUCCUGCUCACAACGUCUGGAUGCUAAAGCAGGGUCAGCGUUUCCUUGGAUAUUGGCAUAUGUACCCAUGAGAAGCUGCCACAGAGUCUUGAGGGACAUGUAUGGGGAGUUUUCUCCUCCAGAGUAUCACAGUGAUUCCCCAUUCAACCUAUGGUGUAACUGGACAAUCUGGGCAGGCUCCAGAAAGCAUAUCAUAGUCUAUAUUCAAGGUUUUAUCACAGAGGAGGAUUGCAACAGAAACAAAGACAAAAUACUCUUUGAAGGAGUUUCUUCACUGGUGGAAAAUGAUGUAAUUUAUGCUUGCUGGAAGAAGGAGAUGCAUGUUUUUGCCACCUUUGCUCAGGCUGUGCACGUUGUAUUGCUGAAGAGGUACUUGCCAAAUUGCAGAGACACACGGUUUAAAGGCAAGUAUUAUAUCUUCCAGCACCACGAAGGCGAAUCUCCCUCCAGAGGUGCUUUGAUUCCUGAAACUCUUGCUACAAAGCCAUCUAAGCAAGAGAGCGUUUUCCAGCCUGGAUGGACAGACCACCUUGGAGGCUCUGCAACCUUGAUGCCGAUGGGAAAUCCAGUUGAGCUCGUCCCAUACCAAGGUGCAACGACACAGUUCCUGGGUAUGCCAGCUACCUGUGUGCAGGGCUCUGAGCCGCAGACAGGGCCAAGGCUCUGCCAGGAAGAGGAAGGCACAGCUGGGGAUGCCCAGUGGCUGAGCCACACCACCAGUGGAGAUAUUACUCCAGGUUUGGGUAAUACACAUGGAUUUUCAAGCAUGCUUUUGGAAACACCUUUGUUCGGAGCCUUGCAGGUAAUGGAGCAUUCAUUGCAGCCCACAGGCAUGAGCUGGGAGAGCAGACAGUCUGUACUACACCCCACCCUGAGGCUGGAAGAUCUGGGAGACCUCCAGUUUACCAUUAAACCAACACGCAUGAGUCACAUGGACUCGGCUGCUGAUUCACAGACUUCCUCUCCUGGCAGAAGAGGAAGCCAAGAGAGCAUCAGUACCACCAAGUCCCAGGGGCUGGAUGCAAGGAAGGACAGAAGCCAUGCACAGCUGAGCGUCCCAGCUGAUGGAGCAGCAAGCAGUGAUGCUGUUGGCCUUGCAAGGGGCCUGAUGCCCAGCCUGAGCAGCCCAUAUGAUGUGGUGAAUGGGGACCGCUCACAGCUGCUGCCAGAGAGAGAUCAAAGCAGUUUUGGGGCUUUGCCUGUGACUCAACCCAGCCUGGGAACAACCAACCUCCAGCAUAUGGAGCUCAUGGGUAUUUUCCCCCUGGAAAGUUCCAGGGGUGUUGUUGAGGAGAAAGCAGUGCCACGUCCCACACCACCAUGGGACAUCCUCCAGGAGCAUCCUCACUCAUAUGACCAGAGCCAUCCUGUCCUGCAGGCAGUCCCUGUGCACCCUGGGAGCCUCCCCACAAGCACCCAAGCAUGCAGCUGUCCAGUUGCUGAGAAAACUUCCGCAUUCUCAUGGGACAUAAAAAGCUGCUGCCACCAGGGUUACACCGCCACACAGACGUGGCUGGUAGUGUCCCCUGGGCGAACAGGUCUAGAGCUUUCUUCCAUGAGCAGGAUGGAAACAACCCCUGCACCAGUGCUCUCUCACUCUGACCUCAUUCCUGUGGGCUCUGCCAACACUUCCUCUGAAGAACUUCUUCCCUCAGGAGAACAGUCCACAUCCAGGGCAGUCCCCUCCUCACUGGCAGCUUUGGGUUUGGAUCCUGUCAGCCUCAGGAGAUGGGCAGGCAUCUCAUCAGGAGGACAUGAGGUGGCCUCAUCAUUGCCUCCUCUCUAUCUAUCAGCAGCCCCUGAACUGGGUGCAGCUGUGUCCCCUGGCCACCUUGGCCACUGGAUGAGGGAGAAAGUGCUGGAAGAGGAUGGCCACCAACAAGAAACCCCAGCUCCUGUGCAUGUGCUGGCUGCAGGUCCCUCUCCAGCCUCCAUCCCGAGGCCCUUUGUGGGACCUCCUCGGGCCAAGGACCCCCUGAGUCAUGGCUCUAGGGUGACACCAGCUCUGCUGCAACCAGGCAUGGCCACUAGUGGCAAAGCAGCUUCUGCCUUGCACCUUGGGGGACUUAAAAUGCAGAAGACCAUGGAAAGUCUCCAGGUGGGUGUUGGAGAGCAGAGAAAUUCCUCCUCGCAUGUUGCCCGCUCCGAUCCUCCAGCAGUGCAGUGGGGGCAAACAGUGCUGAGAGGCCAAGAACUCCGGGAGCCCACGAGUGGUCCAGUAUCCAGGCACACGGGGAUGCCGGGAGGACAGCCACAGAAGCACUCUGAGCUGGGACUGCCCUGGGUGAUGGAGUACUUCCCUGUCAGGAGCUGCCAUGUCACCUUUCAGAAUGAGUUUGGGGUGUUCUACCUCCCACUGCAUGGUGACAUCCAAGCCAACAUCUGGUGCAACUGGACCAUCUGGGCAGGCCCCCAGAAACACAUUGUCAUCUACAUUCAGGGGUUCCAGGACAGUGAAGGCUGCGGUAAGAACCACGACAAGAUCAUUUUCCAAGGGGUCCUCUCACGUGUGGAAACAAAGGUCAUGUAUGCCUGUCACAGCCAAGGUACUCUGAUCUUUGCUGCACAAGCCACAGCAGUCCAUGUGUUAUUGUUGUCAAGAAGUGGCCCCCUAAGCAGCAAAUACAAACAUUUUGAAGGACAGUAUUAUGUAUUUGGAGACUAUGAAGCUGUGGGUUCUUCAGAUGGUGCUGGAGCUCCCCGAGAGCCCAUCCGGGAAACCCCUAAAGGAGAGAGCUGGAGGAUAGGGACAACACAAGGUUUGCUGCCCAUGCUGAGAGCCUCUCCAAGUCCAUCCACUCCACCUACUGCAGGCAAGAUCCAGGCCGAGAUGGCAAGCACAGAGGACAAGGGCCAACACCUCCCUGAUCUUGUGGAAGAUACUUGGCUUGGUGCUGACCUGAGCGAGCAUAGUGAGGUGCAAGAUGAAACAGAGAUGGAAAGAAGCCUUACAUAUGGUGGCACAGAGGGGAGGGAACCCAAUGAGGAUGUGUUGGAGUACCCAUCAGUAGGAGGUGCUGGGCCUGAAGCUGAGCUGCCUGCCUUGGAGGUUGCAAAGGGGGAUGUAGAGCUGGUGCCUGUUCUGGUCACCACAGCCUCACACUACUCAGCUGAUGUCCCUGCCUCAGAGGCAAUGCCCCAGGGUGACAAAGGCGUGCCUGCUGGAGAUGUGCAGUCACCGGGAGAAGGGCAUGAAGAUCCCUUUGAUCUGGCUUCUGUUCUGGCAUCUCUGGAGAAUGGUACGGCACUGCAAUCCCUGCACCACCCUGGAGAUAUGCUGUUUGAAGUAUCUACUGAAGUCAAAGACAAGGACUGGAUCACGCCUGGUGGUAGUGAGCUCAGAAGGGAUCUCCUAAUAUCAAUGAGGAACCAUAUCCAGCAGAACCUGAAACUCUCUGCUAACAGAGUAAAUUAUAUAAAGUUAAAGGAAGUCAAAAGGACAAGCAAUGCCAGCCUGCUGCUCACCUUCUGGCUGCACCUGAAGCCAGAGGAGAGAAAUAUGUCCCUGCUGCUGCGCUCCCAGCUGGGAGAGCUGCUCAGCGCUUCAGUGGGAGCGGGGAAGCUGCAGCUGGUCUCACUGCUGGUGGAAGAUGUGAAUGAGUGCAGUUUGGGGGUCAGCCUGUGUGGGGAGGAGGCAGAGUGUUUCAACGGCGUGGGCACCUACCUGUGCCGCUGCAAGAAGGGCUACGAGGACCGUUCUCCCACCAAGUCUGGCACUCUGUGCGUCCGCACUCCCCAGUCAGGGUUGGGCUUCCUGCUCCGCCAUGCUGACAUCCUGGUGGGGGCAGCCAUCACGGCCAGCCUGGUGCUGCUGGUGGCUGCCGGAGCCUUGUGCUGGGCAAAAUGGCGGAGACGGCAUCCGAGCAGGGCCCUGGAGCCUGAGGAGCCACUGGAGCGGGCUGUGGAAGAGCCACCAGUGAUAGAGCUGCGGGACCUGGGGGACUGCCUGCGCCUUGACCCCUUCCAGCUGAAGCUGCGGGCCAGGCCCCCUGAGUGGCUGUGGGGGGCUCGGGCACACCCUGGCCAGGCCUACAGAGUCUUCCUGGAACAGUCGCCUCCACUCUAGGGCGGCCCUCAUUACCUGUGCGGUCAGUGCUGGCUGUGUAGGCCCUCCUUGGGCAUUUUACGGACCACCACUCUCCCCCAGCCUUUCUUGUUUUGUCACUUACUGUUUUUUAAAUGUUUGCUACGCUUUGGAAGCAAAUGCUCUCUGUAUCCUUUCCCCCUUACCCUGCUUGAGAUUUGUGCAGAACUGUCAGCAUGUAAUAAUUAAAUACUUUUUUCUUUCUUUUUUUUUUUUAAAGAAAAUAAGUGAUGUUUCAGUGCUUAAUUCAGAAAAUUAAAGAUUAGCCUUGCACCUGUGGUCAGGUAUACCUGCUUUCCUCUGCCCAUCACAUAGAGCUCUGUGGGAGCCAGGGCAAGGCUGCAGCCAAGUCAGAAUCCUCAGCCUCUUGCAGCCUGAUUGAGGAUCACAACAGGCCCUGACUUCAUGGUUCUGGAGAUGCUACUGGCCUUCCCGAGGAAUGGAUACAGCACUAUAAUGCUCGUGUGAAUCCUUAUUGCUGAGAUGCCAGCUGCAAAGAGCACCAACCAUCACCGCAUCCUCCUGGCUGGCAGUAAGGUGCAGUUGUCUCUGCUUCUAGGCUUGUAACUUCCUUAUCUCUUAUGUCCAGGCUUUUAAAAAGCAAUUUGAAUAACUUUUUUUUUCCACUUUGAGAAGGUGCGUGAAUGGCAUGGUGGCAAAUGUCCCACUGGAGGGCACUGUUGGCUACUGAAAGCCUAGCGCAAGCAGCUCUGACCAGCUCAGCUGGCCUAGUGCUGGGGCUGCCAGAUGCUGGGCACAUCUGCAGGGGCCCUCGGUGCAGCCCAGGGGCCGUCUCUUUGUAUUUGUUGACCCACUUUCUCUGAAAUA